AUGGCACUUGAGGCGUUGAAGUCACGUCGUCGCAAUGACUACAACUUCCAGCUCGAGAGCGACAAUGACAUGUACCACCAUAUGAACAACAGCGUCUAUUAUUAUCUCUUCGACUCGGUAGUAAACACUUACCUCAUCCAACACUGCUCAUUGCAUCCACCCACCUCAUCGCAAAUCGGCCUGGUCGUACAUUCACACUGUGAUUACCUUGCUCCCAUCGAAUUCCCCGCUGUCGUAGACCUCGCAUUGAGAGUGAAUAAAUUGGGAAGAAGCUCGGUGACAUAUGAAAUCGGUGUCUUUCAAAAUGGAGAGGACGAGGUCAAGGCUGUUGGCGAAUUCGUCCACGUCUUCGUCGACCGUGACAGUCGUCGCCCUGGAAAAGAGGGGAUGAAUGAAGAGCUCAAGAGAGGUCUAGAGAAUUUGUUAGCGAACAAGUCGAGACUAUGAGAUCCGGGCCACGAGCAGUCGCAAUAAGGAUACUACAUCAGACACAGUAUGGCGACCUUUGCGGUCACACGGGCGAGAAAUGGUCGACUUUCCCAGGAAGACCGUUCCGUAAUACUGCUUAAAUUAGGUCUCCAGCCGCUCUACAAGCCCUUUAGUCAUCGAGUCGGGUACAUCAGAGCGGGGUAGUGCUUUUACGGCAAUCUAUACCCGCACCGAAGUAACAUAAAAUACUUGACAAUGUGAGUAAACACCUAAUAGACGUGUCUGGCGAAUACAGUGGCCUUUAUACAAUAGUAUUUCAAGUAUAUUAUGUCA
Messenger RNA from Pyrenophora tritici-repentis Pt-1C-BFP, 762 nucleotides. Lineage: Eukaryota; Fungi; Ascomycota; Dothideomycetes; Pleosporales; Pleosporaceae. The record is from RefSeq and is a predicted model, not a curated record.